AUGCAUCGUGAUUUGUGCGUGGUUGUUAUAUUUGUGCCGGCGAAUCCUGGAAGAGGAGGAAGAAUCGAAAUGGAAUUGGACGGAGGUUUAUACGAUGCCGUGAAUGGAAAUAAAAAAUUCGAACGGUACGAGGAUCAUCCGAUCGUACCGGAAAUGGUCGAACCCGUAACUCUUUUCAACGAGGAUUUAAUUAAAAUGACGACGGACGGACGAAGGGAAUCGAAUUUUUCGCUUCAAAGUGACAUAAGUUUGGAAACGACGGAAAGCGAGAACAGCAUGACGAAUAUAAAAUUUUUCAGGACGCCGAGCGUGGUCGUGAGCGAUCACAGCGAAGACACGGGUUGCAUCACCUACGACGACAUCGGAAGAAUAGCGAGCGCUUAUCACAGGAGACGAAGGUACCGGCCGACGAGACGACAUUCGGACGCGUACGAAAGUAACAACACCAUGAACGAAAGAAACGAAUUCGCGAGACGGUCGGAGUCUGGAACGAGCGGAUCUGGAAUCGGCGAGACGACGCCGGACUACUACGCGCGGAGUUCCCAGAGCGUGACAUCGCUGAACAGGACGAAAAACAUGUAUUGCGGCGACGAACCGCUCGAAGACUACGAUCCGGACGGUCAUUUCGAUGGGAAAACCCUGAGCGAAUGCAGCAGUUUAAACGAACUCUCGCCGAUCAUGUCGCAAUACGGUUCGUCGAACUGCAGCGAAAAUUCAAGUCGAAGAAGUUCGAUAUUCAGCGAAAUAAGUCCGGUUUUCCUGCGGAAAAAUUUAAGUCACGGAGAUUUUCAAAAGGAAAAAAAUUUCGGUACCGAUACGAAAACGACGAUUUCUUCCAUUCACAACAAGAACAUGAUUAAUCCGACGUUCGCGGCGUAUUUCAACGAGCGAGAUCCGAACGUUUUGGACGAAGCCGACAUAUUGAUGUUGGAACAACAGAGAAGUUUGAGUUACGACGAUUUGAACGUGGACACGUCGGGAAAUUCCGACAUAUCAUAUUCGGAUUUAUCCGUGGAUUUCAGCGCGUGCAGUUCGCUGAGCAACCUUCCGGGCACCGUGUAUUAUUGCAAUUACAAUCCGAAUCAGGGUUACAACGGAAAUUACGGAUUGGACGAAGCGGCGUCCAAACAACUCAACGUUCGGUUAACGAAAAAAACGACGAAUCACGUCAAAAACGGAAACAUAAAAACGAGUAAAAGUUGCAGCGAUUUCCUUAGCGUGAGCAGAAUAGAAGAAGAUUAUCCGCAUUUGAAACACAGGAGGCAUUCGAACGAUCAAGUCACACUAACCACGACGUUCGAUUACUGCAAUAGGAGGCUCGGGUCGUGCAGGGACGAUUAUAAAAAAAAAUGGCCGCUGACGGCGGUGGCGGCGAACAACGUCACGAAAAGUAAAAUGAACAACGCGACGUUUCCAAACGACAACAGAAUCAACUCCCGAGUUAAAAACGCUUGGGGUAAAUUGCUGACGCUCCACCUGAAGAGUUUUCACGAAUCUCUGAACUUUCAAAAGGAAAACUACAUCGUAUCGAAAAGGAAAUCGAAAUCGAACGAGUGCGUGUUUCGCGGGGACGUUAAAAAAACGACGGAUUUCGACGAGCUCGAAAAAAUUCGAAACGUCGAUGAAAAAAAUUACAUAAAUUUCGCUUCCCGAAAAAUAUCUCGACGACGAUUUGGAAACGACGACGACGACGAUGGCGUCGAACCCAUCGUCGUUUCCGAAUCCGAAAAUGACGCCGUCGUUAAAAACGAGAAAAAAAUUCCGGUUAAAAAAGAUUGGUUGAGUGUCAAGUGGAAAAAUGGACAAGUGACGACAACGGAAGAUGGCGACACGAAGAGUAAAUUUUUAAGAAAGAUAUCGAACUGCAGCACUUGCAGCGAUCACAGCGGAUAUCGUGACGCUCCGGAAACUCUGCAGGAAAUCACGACGAAAACGAAGACCCGAGGAAAACCCGGUAGCAGUUUUCGUUUUUAA
This is a messenger RNA of Pediculus humanus corporis (human body louse), 1974 nucleotides long. RefSeq lists its product as uncharacterized. The transcript has 3 exons. Lineage: Eukaryota; Metazoa; Arthropoda; Insecta; Psocodea; Pediculidae. The record is from RefSeq and is a predicted model, not a curated record. Bases 1 to 1974 code for a protein of 657 amino acids.